This is a messenger RNA of Maudiozyma saulgeensis, 1476 nucleotides long. The record is from the annotation of a GenBank genome assembly. NCBI's taxonomy places the organism in Eukaryota, Fungi, Ascomycota, Saccharomycetes, Saccharomycetales, Saccharomycetaceae.
AUGGCUAGAAGAAGAACUAAGAAGAGAACUCACGUUCAACCAACGGCAGAUGCUUUGAAAGGUAUUCCAAAGUCUAUGGUUAUUAGAGUUGGUCAAACUUCUUUAGCUAAUCAUGCAUUGAAUCAACUGGUAAAAGACUUCCGUCAAAUCAUGCAACCUCAUACUGCUAUUCGUUUAAAAGAACGUAAAUCUAAUAAAUUGAAAGAUUUCGUUGUAAUGUGUGGUCCAUUAGAUGUAUCUCAUUUAUUCAUCUUUACACAAUCAGAAAAGACAGGUAAUGUAUCAUUAAAAGUUGCAAGGACACCAAAUGGUCCUACUAUUACUUUUCAAGUACAGGAUUAUUCAUUAUCAAAGGAUAUUAAAAAAUAUUUAAAAAAACCAAAAUCAUUAAAUAGUGAGGAUGUCUUAUCACCUCCUUUACUAGUUAUGAAUGGAUUUAACAAUAAAUUAACACAAAAUGACGAUGCAGAUGAAAAGGAUGAAAAGAAAAAAGUAGAAAAAAUCGUUGUAUCAAUGUUUCAAAAUAUCUUCCCACCACUAAAUCCAAGUCAAACUCAUUUAAAUUCAAUUAAGAGAGUCUUUAUGAUUAAUAAAGAUGCAAAGACAGGUGAAAUAUCUCUACGUCAUUAUUUUAUAGAAAUUAAAGAUGUUGAAAUCUCAAAAAGUUUGAAAUCUCUGUUUAAAGCUAAAAGUAACCCAAAUAAGAAGUUACCUGUUUUAACAGGGAAACAAGAUAUUUCAUCAUUAAUUUUAGAUCAUGAUAUUGAUCCAUAUACUUCUGAAUCUGAGGUUGAUGAACAAGAUCCAGAUAGUAUUAUAAGUGUUAUGGAAAAAAAUAAAGGUAACUUAGAAAGUAAAAUCUCUAUAAAACAAAAAAUCGAUAGAGAGAAACAAAAAGAAGAACAAAAACGUCAAAAGGAAUUGGAUAUUGCCACUGGUUUGUCAACUAACAAUGAGGGCCAUGCUAAGGUAGAAGAUGAAGGAGAAUCUACAAAUGGAACAGAUGGUAAUAUUAACCUCGAUGAGAAUCUUGGUAAUCCGAAGAAGAAGGCUAUUAGAUUAACAGAAGUAGGACCAAGACUAACUUUGAAAUUGGUUAAAUUAGAAGAAGGUAUAUGUUCAGGUAAAGUUCUUUAUCACGAAUAUGUUCAUAAGACAGAUGCUGAAAUUAAGAAGUUAGAAAAGAGACAUCUAGCUAAGAUGAGAUUAAAGGAAGAAAGAAGGAAGGAACAAGAAGCCAACAUUGCAAGAAAGAAAGCUGUUAAGGAUGCUAAGAAAGAAAGAAAGAUGGAGAGAAGAGCUGCUAGGAAAGCAUUGGAAAAAGAUGCCGAAGGUGAUGAAAAGAUGGAUGGUGACAAGAGCGCUGAAUCAGAUGAUGAUAGUGACAGUAAUAGUGAUUCUGAACAUAACUAUAGUGAUGUACCUGAGGAUAUUGAUAGUGACUUAUUCAGUGAUCUUGAAGAAGCUACUCAGUAG